AAAUUCCCACCCGUUUAUUCACCACCAUACAGAGCAAAAAAGAGCGGGAGACAGUCUCUCACUCCACUGAGCUCAAUCUCUCACUAACCCCUCAAAAUGUCGCCGUUGGCCGUUCGCCGCCUCACGGUGCUCGGCGAGUUCAAGCCGUUCGGAUUAAUCGCCGAAGCUCUCGACGGUAAGCCCGCCGAUAACGUCACCGACAAGUAUGAUUACUUCCUCUUUGACCCCGAAACCGUCCGAGAACUAGACGAAACGGAAGACAAUGACUCUUCGGCCUCCGCGCUGAGCGAUCGGUGCGAUCACGAGCUGUUCAUUCGACGAAAUCGGAUAAUAUGGUCAACCGGUCCGCGAGUGUUUAAGAGAUUCACAUUGCCGUCUCCAGUAAUCACGGCUUGCUGGUGUCGCUUGGGGGAUAUGACCGAAGCGCUUCUAUGCGUUUUACAAGUUGCUUGUUUAACAAUCUACAACACAUCAGGUGAAGUAGUCUCUGUCCCUCUUUCUCGAACCGUCACAUCGGUAUGGCCUCUUCCAUUUGGUUUGUUACUUCAGCAGGCAGCUGAAGUGAACUCAACUAUACAUGCUCCUUCUUCAUCUUCGACUACUUUGUUUGGCGUACGAGAUCUCCCUCGUCCUAGAAGAGAAAGUGGACAUAGUCCACAGCACAAUGUCAAUUUUGUGACUUCACUUGACCAUAUCGCCAAGGGAGAAACAAGCCCGGUGUCCUCACAUCUGAUUUUGAAAGAUCCAUUAGAAGAACCACACUUGGCUCAUAUUGAAGAAAGAGGAAAACUGAACUUAAUGAAGGAAUUUGAUGAAACUACUAUUUGGACAAGUGAUCGAAUUCCUCUUAUGGCAUCAUAUAAUACAGGAAAGAUGCAACAUUCUGUGUGGGUUGCAGAAACCAGUAAUUCUAACCAUGAAAUGGCAAGUGCUAGUUUAGUAGAUGCAGUUCCUGCUGGUGUUCUAGCAAAACAAUUCUCAUUUCGUAGAAUAUGGCAAGGCAAGGGUGCCCAUACAGCAGCUUGUAAGGUCUUUCUAGCGACUGACGAUGAUGCAGCUCCUAUUAUUUGUUUUCUUCAUCAAGAACAAAAAAAAUUGAUGUGUGUAGGACUUCAAAGUGUUGAGAUAAAUAAUGAAAUUAUAUUUGACAUUAAACCUGACAUGAGCUGGAGCAUACCUGCAGUUGCAGCAGCACCUGUGAUUGUUACCCGCCCUAGGGCGAAAGUGGGACUGCUGCCAUAUUCAGACAUGCUUGUUCUGGCUCCUGAAAAUGUCCUUCUUCUCUAUUCGGGGAAACAUUGCCUGUGUAGGUAUAUGUUGCCUUCUUGUGUUAGUGAAGGCCAAUUUUCACAUAAUUUAGAGUUUCCAGAAACAUCUGUUACUCAGGGCCUGAAGGUUAUAGGAUUGGCCGAUGCUGUUGAGGGGCGUAUCAAUGUUACUGUAAAUAAUGGGAAGAUGUUUCGGUGUGUAUUACGUAGAAGCCCUGCAUCUACCCUGGCAAAUGAUUGCAUCACAGCCAUGGCUGAGGGACUAAGUACCAGUUUCUAUAGCCAUUUUCUUAGUCUGCUUUGGAAAGAUGGUGACCUUGCUUAUUUAGCAGAAGCUGAUUCUAGUGUUCACUCGGAAUGGGUCCUUUGUAGCCUUAUAAUGGAAAUGUGUGGAUCAAGUGCCACUUCUAAAAAGAUUUCAAAUCCAAUGCCACAGUCAUCUUGGGAGUUUCUUAUUCACAGUAAAUUUCACAACAAUUUCUGCAAACAUAACUUUAUUACUGAAAACUCUUCAGUAACAUCAUUGAAUGUGCGAAGAGUGGACUCCUCUCGGAUAAAUUCAGAUGGUACAAAAAGGUCAGAUAAAACAUUUUAUCCAAAGCUGUUGAUGGAGAGUUUACAUUGUUUGCAUGCAGUAUAUGAGAGCCUGAAACUGAACAGUCUUCGCAAAAGGGACUUGGAGCUUCUGGGAUUUCUAUUAUGCAAUAUUGCUAAGUUUCUGGGUAAAGAAAGUUAUGUGGACCAUUACAUUCGUGAUUUUCCUGGCCUUUCUGGAACUGUUGGAAUAUGUGAAACAUCGUUUUCACAGGAAACUUCUCCAAGUUUAUUCAGGUGGCUUGAAAACUGUUUGCUACAUGGAUAUAAUUCAGCUAGUAUUAAUGAUCUUCCACCAUUGAUUCGUAAAGAUGGGAAUUCUAUUGUAAGCUGGGCCCGGAAGAUAGUCUCAUUUUAUAGUUUGUUAUCUGGUGCUAAACACAUAGGGAAGCAACUGUCAUCUGGUGUUUACUGUAAUAUUGCCACUGGAUCAUACAGCACAAAUGAGGAACUCACAGUUCUGGCAAUGGUUGGGGAAAAGUUUGGACUGCAACAGCUUGACUCAUUGCCUUCUGGUGUGUCUCUUCCUUUGCGACAUGCACUGGGUAAGUGCCGGGAAUCUCCUCCCACUGGUUGGCCUGCAGCUGCAUAUGUUCUUCUUGGUCGGGAAGAUUUGGCUUUGUCAUGUCUUGAACGAUCGUGCAAAUCUAAGGAAAUUGAAACCCAGACUAAUGUGAACUUAAUCUCUAUGUCUGCACCUUACAUGCUACAUUUGCAUCCAGUCACAAUUCCUUCUGCAGUUUCUGAUACAACUGGAUUGGAGAAUACUAAGUUUGAAGAUGCAGAUUCUGUUGAUGGGUCUACGAUUGAUGGCAUGGAGCAUAUCUUCAACACUAGCACACAGUUGCGCUAUGGUCGUGAUUUACGACUCAAUGAGGUUAGACGUCUCCUCUGCUCAGCAAGACCUGUGGCAAUUCAAACAUCUGUUAAUCCUAGUGCCUCUGAUCAGGACCUCCAACAGGCCCAGCUAUGGCACCUUGCACAAAGGACCACCGCCCUUCCUUUUGGUCGUGGGGCAUUCACUCUUGCUACCAUAUAUACACUUUUGACAGAGGCCUUUGCAGUCCCCAAGCUUGUUUUAGCAGGUCGGUUGCCUGCCCAGCAAAAUGCAACUGUUAAUCUGGACCCAAAUGUAAAGAAUAUACAAGAAAUCAAAUCUUGGCCUGAAUUCAACAAUGCUGUUGCCGCUGGACUAAGGCUGGCUCCUCUUCAGGGAAAAAUGUCAAGAAUGUGGAUAAUAUACAACAAACCAGAGGAGCCAAAUGCUAUUCAUGCUGGACUUAUCCUUGCGCUGGGAUUACAUGGUUAUCUUCGUGUUUUAACUAUUACGGACAUAUAUCAGUAUCUUUAUCAGGAACAUGAGACCACAACGGUUGGUAUGAUGCUCGGCCUGGCAGCUUCUUACAGAGGUACUAUGCAACCAGCAAUAUCUAAGGUUCUUUAUUUUCAUAUACCUGCUCGACUUCCAGUUGCAAGUGAAGUAGAGUUACCAACCCUUCUGCAGUCAGCAGGUCUAAUGUCAGUUGGGCUUCUUUAUGAAGGAUCAGCACAUCCACAAACAAUGCAGAUUCUCUUGUUGGAAAUAGGACGUAGAAGUGCAGGGGAUAAUGUUCUUGAAAGGGAGGGUUAUGCUGUUUCUGCAGGAUUUUCAUUGGGUCUUGUUGCAUUGGGUCGGGGAGAAGAUGCUCUUGGUUUCAUGGACACAAUGGUUGAUAAAUUGUUCCAUUAUAUUGGUGGAAAAGAAGUUAACAAUGAUAGAUCCCUUUCAUCAAUAUUAUCAGCCGAUGAACACAGCCGUGCUGCUGCACAGAUGAUGGAUGGAACUGCAGUCAAUGUUGAUGCCACUGCACCUGGAGCCACACUCGCUCUUGCUUUAAUGUUUUUGAAGACUGAAUCACAGGUGAUUGUGUCUAAGCUCUCUAUUCCUCAAACACAGUUUGAGUUACAAUAUGUGAGGCCUGAUUUCAUCAUGCUUCGUGUCAUUGCCCGAAAUUUGAUAAUGUGGAGCAGGAUUCAUCCUUCCCAAGAUUGGGUAGAGUCUCAGAUUCCUGAUAUUGUCAAAAAUGGUGUCAAAUGCCUUGGGGAUGAUACUGAUGAUAUUGAUGAAAUGGAUACUGAAGCAUUUGUGCAGGCAUAUGUCAAUAUAGUGGCUGGAGCCUGCAUUUCCCUUGGGUUGAGAUUUGCUGGUACAAAGGAUGCAAAUGCUCAGGAGUUACUUUACAGCUAUGCUGUUUACUUUCUGAACGAGAUCAAGCCAGUUUCUGCUACAAGUGGAACCUUCCCAAAGGGAUUGUCUCACUAUGUCGAUCGAAGCACAUUGGAGAUAUGUCUUCAUCUCAUUGUUCUUUCCCUGUCUGUGGUUAUGGCUGGUUCUGGACAUUUACAAACCUUUAAGCUGUUGAGAUUUCUCCGCAACAGAAAUUCUGCAGAUGGACAUGUUAAUUAUGGUGUUCAGAUGGCUGUAAGCCUAGCAAUUGGUUUCUUGUUCCUUGGGGGAGGAACACGGACAUUUUCAACAAGCAACAGUUCCGUUGCUGCUUUGCUGAUUACUCUCUAUCCACGAUUGCCUACUGGACCCAGUGAUAAUCGAUGCCACCUCCAGGCAUUUCGGCAUUUAUAUGUACUUGCAACUGAAGCCCGUUGGAUCCAGACGGUUGAUGUUGACACUGGUCUACCUGUGUAUGCGCCUCUUGAAGUUACUAUUAAGGAAACUGAACAUUAUUCGGAAACAAGUUUUUGUGAGGUUACGCCUUGCCUUCUACCAGAACGUGACAUUUUGAAGUCAAUACGCAUUUGUGGCCCUCGGUAUUGGCCACAAAUAAUAGAUCUUGUCCCUGAAGAUGAACCUUGGUGGACCCCUGGGGACAAGAAUAGCCCAUUUAAUUCUGGUGUUGUGUAUAUCAAAAGAAAGGUUGGAGCAUGUUCGUACAUUGAUGAUCCCAUAGGGUGUCAGUCACUGCUGUCACGGGCAAUGCAUAAGGUGUUUGGUUUGACAAGUUUAAAAGGACGUGAUCCCUGUUCAAGCGGGGACAAUGGACCUGGUUCUGUUACUGUUGACCAGUUGGUUGGUACGUUCUCAUCUGAUCCUAGCUUGCUUGCUUUUGCACAACUCUGCUGCGACCCUUCCUGGAAGAGCAAAUCUGACAUUAAUUUCCAAGAAUUUUGCUUGCAAGUAUUAUUCGAGUGUGUGAGCAAGGACAGACCUGCUCUUUUACAGGUCUAUUUGUCAUUAUACACGACAAUUGGAUCAAUGGCAGGUCAAGUUACCAGUGAUGCUGUUGUUUUAUCCGACUCUCUUGCUAUUUGUAAUCUUAAGCUUGCACUAGCCUACAACGAGACUUUGUUAAGCGGAAGAUCCACUGCUUCGAGAGGCGGCAUUGUUCAAUCCAACUUUAUAGCAUGUCUUAGGAAGCAGGUGGAAGAGCUCCUAAACUGUUCUCAGGACUUGAAGGACGACUUUUGUAAUUAUAUGUAUUCUGGGGGGUGGCCAAAUGGGGAAUUCCACGGAGAUAAACGCUCGAUACUUCUCUCUUGGUACCUUCAGUGGUUCGGUGUACCAGCUCCAUCUGUAAUUAAGAUGGCUGUGGAGAAAGUCAAGCCCAAGCUCAAGUCCUCGUCAACUUUGGUCCCUUUUUUACAUCUACUAUUUCCGAGGACUCACAUCAAUGCUAUUGCCGCGAUAGAUAAUCUUUUUUCAUCUAACGAGAGCAGAUGAGGCACGGAUUGUACAGAGUACGGUGAAGAUUCGUUGCAGAAUAUGUCUCAAGACGCGAAGGUAUCAUCUGUUCUUUGCUUUCCACCCUUAGAUAAUCAUUUUCUGUGGAGCAUAUCGCAUUCAUCUGCUAGACAGCCUCCGCAUUACAGAACCUUACAUGUAUAUUGUUUGAAGUAGGUAUAUGUAAAAUGUCGCAAUUAAAUACGAAACCUUUUAUUUGUCUUGA
Pyrus x bretschneideri (Chinese white pear) is the source of this 5803-nucleotide messenger RNA. Its product is annotated as anaphase-promoting complex subunit 1. Gene Ontology annotation, cellular component: anaphase-promoting complex. The record is from RefSeq and is a predicted model, not a curated record. Gene Ontology annotation, biological process: anaphase-promoting complex-dependent catabolic process; metaphase/anaphase transition of mitotic cell cycle; protein K11-linked ubiquitination. Gene Ontology annotation, molecular function: molecular adaptor activity. NCBI's taxonomy places the organism in Eukaryota, Viridiplantae, Streptophyta, Magnoliopsida, Rosales, Rosaceae.